ACUAAGAAGCGUUAGCAUUGAAGCUGCUGACCACACUUCAACUGGGAGAAGGGUGGCAUCUGCAGUGGAGUUAUGUGACUGUCCCCCGGGGUAUGAUGGUACCUCGUGUGAGUCUUGCUGGCCUCAACACAGGCGUGUGAAUGGCACAAUUUUUGGCGGAGUCUGUGCACCAUGUACAUGCUUUGGCCAUGCAGAGUUGUGUGAUGAUAUCACAGGAGAAUGCCUGGACUGCAAACACAACACAGGUGGUUCAUAUUGUGAUAGAUGUCUUCCUGGCUUCUAUGGUGAUCCUACUAAAGGGACAGCUGAAGACUGUCAGCUGUGUGCUUGUCCCCUCAAUAUACCUUCUAACAACUUUAGCCCAACAUGCCAUUUUGACCGAAGUCGUGGAUUAAUAUGUGAUGAAUGCCCAGCUGGGUACGUGGGACCACGCUGUGAAAGGUGUGCAGAAGGCUAUUUUGGACAACCUCUAAUACCAGGGGGAUCGUGCCAGCCAUGCCAGUGUAAUGACAACCUUGACUUCUCCAUUCCUGGCAGCUGUGACAGCUUGUCUGGUGCUUGCCUGAUAUGUAAGCCAGGUACAACAGGCCAAUAUUGUGAGAGGUGUGCUGAUGGAUAUUUUGGCGAUGCUCUUGAUGCAAGGAACUGUCAACCCUGUCACUGUCACAUCAAUGGCUCCUUCUCAGACAUCUGUGACUCUCGGACAGGCCAGUGCGAGUGUAAAGCCAAUGUGAUCGGGCGCCGGUGCGACGUCUGCCAGCCUGAAACAUUUGGCUUACAGUCUUCAAGAGGAUGUGUGCCCUGCAACUGUAACUCUUUUGGUUCCAAGUCCUUCGACUGCGAUGGAGAUGGACAGUGUUACUGCCAGCCUGGAGUGACAGGAAGGAAGUGUGACCGCUGUGCACACGGAUUUUACAACUUCGAAGAAGGAGGCUGUACUCCCUGUGAGUGUUCACAUUUUGGUAAUAACUGCGAUCCCGUCAGUGGCCGCUGUAUCUGCCCUCCCAAUACUGUUGGAGAGAUGUGUGACAAAUGUGCACCAAAUUACUGGGGCCAUGACAUUGUCAGUGGCUGCAAGCCCUGUGACUGCAGCUUCAUUGGAGCCCUGAGUUCUCAGUGUGACUUAAAUACAGGCUGUUGCUUCUGCCGCCCUGAAUUCUCUGGGGAUAAGUGCACUGAGUGCAGGUUGGGUUACUGGAAUUAUCCACAAUGUGUUGCUUGUCAGUGCUUCCUGGCAGGGACUGAUCCACAGAGCUGCGAUACAGAGAUGGGAAAGUGCUCAUGCAUUGAUCAUAAUGGCCAAUGCAGCUGCAAGGUUAAUGUGGAAGGUGUCCAUUGUGACAGGUGCAAGUCUGGUACAUUUGGUCUCUCUGCCAGAAACCCACUUGGCUGCAGCAGUUGCUAUUGCUUUGGCCUGACUACACAGUGCAGUGAGGCAAGGGGGCUGAUUCGCAUGUGGGUAACCUUGAAGCCAGAGCAAAUGAUUCUACCACUGGUAGAUGAAAAACUUCAGCGCAGCACUCUUUCAGGGAUUGCAUUCCAGCCUCCUGAAAUAGUAGCCAAUAUAGAACAGGUGAUGCAGGAUCUUCGGUCAGAACCUGUUUACUGGAGACUUCCGGAGCAAUUUGAGGGACGAAAGCUGACUGCUUAUGGAGGGAAACUGAAAUACGCAAUCUACUUUGAAGCACGAGAAGAGACAGGCUUUACUACUUACUACCCUCAAGUCAUCAUAAGAGGUGGGCCUGCCACCCAUACAAGAAUUAUUGUCCGGCAUAUGGCUGCCCCUCUGAUUGGGCAGCUGACAAGGCACGAGAUAGAGAUGACAGAGGCAGAUUUCACAUGGAAGCAUUAUGGAGAUGACUCAAGACCAAGUAGAGCUGUAUCCCGGGAAGACUUCCUGAAUGUGUUGUAUGACGUUCAUUACAUUCUUAUUAAGGCUACUCAUGGCAAUAUCAUGAGGCAGAGCAGGAUUUCUGAGAUCUCAAUGGAAGUUGCUGAACGCGGCACUGUGUCUGGGAUGACUCCUCAGGCUUACUUGAUUGAGAAAUGUGACUGCCCGUUGGGUUAUUCUGGUUUGUCUUGUGAGUCAUGCUCUCCAGGAUUUUAUAGGCUUCCAUCUUCACCUGCAGGAAGGACACCUGCUCAGUCCUUAGGUGCCUGUGUUGUAUGUCAGUGUCAUGGACACAGUACUAUGUGUGACCCUGAAACAUCAGUUUGUCAGAAUUGUCAGCACAAUACUGCUGGUGACCACUGUGAGAGGUGUGCACUGGGAUUUUAUGGUGUUGUCCAAGGCUCUCCAGAUGACUGUCAGCCUUGUGCUUGUCCCCGAUCCAUUUCUAGUAACAAUUUUAGUCCUUCUUGUGUUGCGGAAGGACCUAGUGAUUACCGGUGUACUGCAUGCCCACCUGGAUAUGAAGGCCAGUACUGUGAAAGAUGUUCUUCUGGCUACGUGGGAAACCCACAAACUCCAGGAGGUUCCUGCCAGGAAUGUGAGUGUGAUCGAUACGGUUCCCUGCCUGUCCCCUGUGAUCCUGUCACUGGACAGUGCACUUGCAAGCCUGGAUUCACCGGGUGGAAGUGUGUUGGCUGUGAACAUCGGCAUGCGCGUGAUGGCAUGAAAUGCAUUUCUUGUGAUGAUGAAUGCACAGGACUCCUUCUCAGUGACCUGGAUCGGCUAAACCAGAUGAUCCUGAGCGUUAACCUUAGUGGUCCGGUGCCUGCUCCAUAUAAAACAUUGCAUGGUUUUGAGAACAUGACACAGGAAUUAAAGCAUUUGCUUUCACCUCAGCGAGCACCAGAGAGACUUCUUCAGCUAGCACACGAAAAUCUGGAUACCCUGGUGACAGAAAUGGAUGAGCUACUGACAAGAGCUACAAAGGUGACAGCAGAUGGUGAGCAAACCAGGCAGGAUGCUGAGAGGACAAAUGACAGAGCGAAAUCUCUUGGACAGUUCGUCAAAGGCAUUCUCCAAGCUGCUGAAGCUGCAAAUGAAGAUGCUAUAAAACUGAAUGAGACACUCAGAACCCAAGACGAGACCUUGGAGAAGAGUCUUCCAGAACUGCAGAGGGAGGCCGACAGAAUGGUCGCAGAGUUGAGAAGCAGAGAGCUGAACAUGCAAGAAAGAAUAGCUCAAGAUGAGUUACAGGGUGGUGAUGUAUUGCAGGAGGACAAGGUGAAGAAAUUAUUUGGUGAGCCCAGUGAGAAAAAUGAGGACCUCAAAAAUGAGGUCCGGGACAAGCUGGCAAACUACCACACCAAAGUUAAUGAUGCUCGAGACCUGCUAAGAGAAGCUACGAGUAAAAUUAGGGAGGCUGAUCAUUUAUCUGCAGUCAACCAAAAAAAUAUGACCAUGGUAGAGAAAAAGAAACAAGCUGUAGAAGAUGGCAGACAAGAUGUUGAGAAGAGCCUGCAGGAAGGGAAUGAUGUCCUUAAUGAAGCCAACAAACUUGCAAAUGAAAUCAGCUUAGCUGUAGAGUAUGUAGACAGCGUUGCAGAUAAGAUACAGCCAAUGUCUGAUCAGCUGAAGGAUAAAAUAGAUGACUUAUCACAAGAAAUUCGUGACAGGAUGCUUCCAGAAAAGGUGUUGCAAGCUGAGAACCAUGCAGCCCAGCUGAAUGAAUCAUCUGCAGUACUGGAUGGAAUCCUUGCUGAAGCCAAAAACCUCUCUUUCAAUGCCACACUUGCUUUCAAUGCUUAUACUAACAUCAAGGAUUACACAGAUGAAGCUGAGAAAGUUGCCAAGGAAGCCAAGGCUCUUGCAAAUGAAGCUAUGCAGGCGACAUCUGGUCCUCAAGGAUCAUUGAAGGAUGGCGCCAAGACCUCUCUUCAGAAAAGCUUCAGGGUCCUUAAUGAAGCCCAGAUGUUAGAAAAUGAUGUUAAAGAAAAGGGGGAUAACCUGGACAGCAUGCAGAACAGGCUGAAAGAUGCUGAUGAGAAGAAUUCCAUUCUCCUGAGAGCUCUGAAUGAAACUUUUGGAAAGCUGUCAGCCAUUCCCAACGAUACAGCUGUAAAGGUACAGGCAGCCAAAGACAAAGCAAGACAAGCCAACGAUACUGCAAAUGAUGUCCUAGCCCAGGUUAAAGACCUCAACCAGAAUCUCCUGGGCUUGAGAAACAACUACAGUAAACUUGCAGAUGACGUGGCAAAAACAAAUGCUGUUGUGAAGGAUCCUAUCAAGAACAAAAUCAUUGCUGAUGCAGAUUCCAGUAUUAAAACCCUAGAAAAGGAAGCAGAUCGCCUGCUAGAUAAAAUCAAGCCAAUCAAAGAACUUCAGGAUAACUUAGGGAAAAACAUUUCUCAGAUAAAAGAGCUGAUAAACCAAGCUCGGAAGCAAGCCAAUUCGAUCAAAGUGUCUGUGUCCUCUGGAGGCAAUUGUAUUCGUACGUACAGACCAGAAAUAAAGAAGGGAACAUACAACACUGUCAUUGUCAAUGUGAAGACUGUAGUUGCUGACAAUCUGCUCUUUUACCUUGGAAGCGCCAAGUUUACUGACUUCUUGGCCAUAGAGAUGCGCAAAGGCAAGGUGAGCUUCCUGUGGGAUGUGGGAUCUGGUGUUGGACGGGUAGAGUAUCCAGAUCUGACCAUUGAUGAUGGGUUUUGGUACCGGAUUGAAGCCUCUAG
Pelecanus crispus (Dalmatian pelican) is the source of this 4620-nucleotide messenger RNA. The record is from RefSeq and is a predicted model, not a curated record. Lineage: Eukaryota; Metazoa; Chordata; Aves; Pelecaniformes; Pelecanidae.